Lecanosticta acicola is the source of this 1143-nucleotide messenger RNA. Lineage: Eukaryota; Fungi; Ascomycota; Dothideomycetes; Mycosphaerellales; Mycosphaerellaceae. The record is from the annotation of a GenBank genome assembly.
AUGUUCGCCCUUCGACGUGCUGCUGCGCGAGCAGUAUUCACGCAACCUGUUCGACAGCUAUCGACGUUAAGACAGACUCAAUCUCGAGCUUCGACGCUGCAACUCGAGAAGCCUACGCUCUAUCGAUCUCUCCAUCAAUCACUCAGAUGGCGCGCAGAGGAGGAGAGGAAACCGGCCGAGCAGGCAGAAGCCAGUCCAGCGGAGGCAGAGACUAGCGGCGAGACUGUCACGACCGAACCAAGCACAGAAGAGCAAAAGGAGAUUAGGGAGAAGAGCGUCGCCGAACCUACAAUCGUGGAGUCUGUAAAGGAGACCGCUGAGAGUGUACGCGAGCAGGCCCAAGAGAAGGCCCAAGAGGCGGCUGAAGGAACCCAGAGCACCGCUAGCAAUGUUGCAGAGAAGGCUCAAGAGGCUGUAUCAGGUGCUGCGCAGAGCAUUCAAAACGCGGCUUCCCAAGUCGCUCAGCAAGCACGUGACAGAUUCCCACCACGCGACGCCCUAAAUCCAGGCUCCCCGGAGUCCGGCAAGAUUCUCUAUGUUGGCAACCUCUUUUUCGAAGUCACCACCUCUCAAUUAGAAUCUGAGUUUGCUCGUUUCGGGCAGAUCACCAACGUCAGAAUCGUCACGGACAGCCGAGGAAUGAGCAAGGGUUUCGGAUACGUUGAGUUCUCAUCGCAAGAGAGUGCGGCCCGCGCUGCGCAGGAACUCAAUCAAGCGACCUUUCAAGGUCGCCGCAUGGCCGUUCAGUUCCACGUCCGCCGCGAGCCUCGUGCUGGUACAAGCAACAGGCCAAUAAGCCCGCCGAGCAAGACCCUUUUCAUCGGCAACAUGUCUUACCAAAUGAGCGACCGCGAUCUGAACGGUAUGUCAAAUCACAGCAGAUGACUUCUUGAGACGCUUGACGAUACUGACGAUUUUUCUCCCACAGACCUCUUCCGCGAGAUUCGCAACGUCCUCGAUGUCCGUGUUGCGAUUGACCGCCGUAGCGGUCAGCCACGAGGAUUUGCGCACGCCGACUUCAUCGACAUUUCCAGCGCUGAGAAGGCUAAGGAAAUUCUGUCGCAGAAAGUCAUCUACGGCCGCCAACUCAAAGUCGAUUUCAGCCAGAGCUCUACCGUCGUCAGAGACCGUGAUAGUCGCUAA